UCCCGUCCCGUCCUAUCCCGGCCGUGUGCCGCUCACAGCUCGCCCGCUGCCGAGCACUGACCGUGCGCGACUCCUCUGCGCUCCCCCGGUCGGCUGCUCCCGGCAAAUGGCGGCUCCGCUGUUCGCUCCUCGCCGGCCGCGUGAGGAGCCCUCAGGGCUCGCUCUCCCUCAGGGUAUCACACAGUGCCCCUUCCCCGGAGCGAGCCCUUUGCUGGGCCGUGCGGCACCCGGGCACAGAGCAGUGCUGGGGGCUCAGGGGGUUCGGGGCGGGCUCAGCGCCCCGAGCUGAGGGUGAGGGUGUUCACAGGGCACGGCCGCUCUCCGCAGCUGCACCGCGGCUCUUGGCUCUGAGGGAUGCUCUAAGGUGUCGCCCCUCAUCCUCCGGGAUAACACCGAAGCCCCGCCUGGGAGUCUGAACGCGGUGCUCGAGCUCCCGGGAUGCAGGAGCUUGUUUUGGGGAGUCAGCACCGCUCUAAACCACUGCUGCUUUAGGAAUGGAGCCUGCGUGGUGUGUGAGAGACCUGACGCCUCCCUGCCGCCUCGGAAAAGCAGCGCCGAUGGAUGCGAUCCUCAGCUGCAAGCCCGAGGACCUGGAGGAUUACUACAACUUGCUGGGAUGCGAUGAGCUAUCGACGGCUGAACAGAUUCUUGCUGAAUAUAAGAUUAAAGCCCUUGAAUGUCAUCCUGAUAAGCAUCCUGGAAACCCCAAAGCAGUGGAGAAUUUCCAGAAGCUGCAGCAAGCCAAGGAGACCCUGACCAACGAGGAGAGCCGGGCGCGUUACGAUCACUGGCGCCGGAGCAGAGUGCGCAUCCCGUUCCAGCAGUGGGAGGCGCUGAGCAGCUCCGUGAGAACGUCAAUGCACUGGGCUGUCCAAAGUAAGAAGGACCAAAUGCUGGAAGCUCCUGACCUUGGCAACACCAACAACAUAACUACUGAGAUGUGGACCCAACAGACAGAAAACAAUGGAGAUGGAUUGUUGGAAGGGAGCAGGGAUCAGGAAGAUGAUGCAAUUCCUGAUGUGAAACCACAGUCUUCAAAGAAUCCAGAUUCCCCAAGAUUUUCAGAGGGGAAUUACUGGCACUUGCGUUUCCGCUGGUCAGGAGAUGCUCCAUCUGACCUUCUGAGGAAAUUCAGAAACUAUGAGAUCUAAAAUGAGAAACACACAGGAGCAUGAGGUCAUCUGUUCAAUAUGCAUUUGCUGCUUUACUUGAUACAAAGACAUUUGCUCAAGAAAGACAUUGAUUUGUGUAGAGGGACUGUAAACAAUGUCAGACAGUAGUAACAGAAGAAACUCUUACUGUAGGUGAAGGAUACUAAGUAACAGGGAACAAUUUUCCCUCUAACAAAAAGAUAGGAAUGCAGCCAGCUGGAGCACUUUGAAUCAGAUGCAGCCCAGAUUCUCCUCUGCCCGUUUCACUUGGGUAAGGGUGAAAGGGAGGGGUUGGAUGGGUGAUUUAGCACCUAAUGAGCUGGUUUCCCUUGAGAAGUGAACAUACAAUAGACCUUUGAACAGCAAACUAACAGUUUGUGUCAUUAAAACUGAUGUCAUUAUUAGCCAAUUAUUGCGUGGUUGGUUUUGGCAAAGAACCUUUGGAUGUUUGUUCUGGAUGAAUAAUUGCAGAUAUUUGGAAGGCUCUUAGCCCAAUAAAAGCUCAUGGCAAAAGUUGUGUUUGGCAACAACCUGCUCAAGAUCAGUCCUGUAAUUUUGCCCUCAUGAGGAGAUCAUGUUCUAACUUGUGCUCCAGUACACCAAUCCCACCAAAACAGACUUUUUUUUUUUUUUUUUUUUGUACAUGUUAAACCUGCAAUGGUCCAUUUUUCUGGAUUUCUUGAGUUGAAUAAAU
Oenanthe melanoleuca is the source of this 1845-nucleotide messenger RNA. It is a transcript of the gene DNAJC12, whose product is annotated as DnaJ heat shock protein family (Hsp40) member C12. Lineage: Eukaryota; Metazoa; Chordata; Aves; Passeriformes; Muscicapidae. Gene Ontology annotation, cellular component: cytoplasm. Bases 495 to 1151 code for a protein of 218 amino acids. The transcript is spliced from 7 exons. The record is from RefSeq and is a predicted model, not a curated record.